AAACCUAUAAAUUCCCAAUUCAACAUAAACCCUAGAUUAUCAAAUUAGCUACUGUAUAUUGUUUCUCUCUUAAAUGAGUUCUAUGGCAGCUUGCAGAAGCUGUAAAUCUAGGGCACUAAUCACCGAAGAAGUCACCGGUGGAACAGUGUGCUCAUCCUGCGGUAUUGUUCAAGAUUUUGACGACUACCAGCACACAUUCGGCGGCGUUUCUGGGCCUGAAGGAACCUUUGUUCGUGUCGGUACAUCCGGUACAGGAACCGAUUAUUCAUACAAGGAAAGGAAGCUCUAUGAAUCCAAUCAGAUAAUUGAGGACAUAUUAUUUCGCUUUGGAUUCGGCGACGUUCGAUCUCGUGAAGUCAAAUCAAUGGUUGAGAAAGUUACAGAGGGAGAAUUUGGGUUAGGUAAUUGGUUUAAUGUUCUUGUUGCUGCUUGUUCUUAUAUUGUAAUGCGUCAGAAUAAUAUACCUUUGCCAAUUUCUGAGAUUGUGGGGAUUGUGGAUUGUGAUUGUUAUGAAUUGGGGAAAAUGGUGAACAGGGUAGUUCAAUUUUUAGGGUUAGAGUUGAAGGAGUUUGAUUUGGUGAGUUUGUUGGAGAAAACGAUUCGAGGGUUUGGUGGGUUUCGUGAGCUUGAUAUGGAGAAGCUUGAUUUGAUGGUUAAACAAGGGAAUUUUGUGAUACAAUGUGCUAUUAAGUGGUUUUUGACUACUGGUAGGAGGCCGGGGCCUGUUGUUGUGGCGGUCUUGGUGUUUGUGGGGGCGGUCAAUGGGGUUGAUGUUCGAAUGGAAGAUGUGGCCAAGGAGAUGAAUGUAGCGAUGAGAACGUGUAAAUUGAGGUAUAAGGAGCUCUUGAAGGCUAUGGUGGAGGUGGGGAAGAAGUUGCCUUGGGGGAAAGAUCUUGAUGUUAAGAAUAUUGUGAGGAAUGCGCCCUUUGUGUUGAAGUAUAUGGAGAUGAAGUCGGUGGAAGAUAGGCGGAAUGAUAAAGGAGGGUUUCGUGAUGAGAGUGGUGGGUUUGAUCUUGGUGAUGUUGUUGGGGAGUGUUUGAGUAAGAGAGUUGGAUAUGGUGGGAUUGAUGGUGAUGGUAGUGCUGUUGAAAAUAGUUUGUGUAGGAUAGAUGGGAAACAAGAAUUGGAGAAUGUCGCCAUUUCACAUCAAGAAUUGGCUAAAGUAUACUCAAAGUUCAAGGCAGAGUUUAAGAAUCUUAAAAAUAAGAUUGAGAAUUUAGCAGCUGACUGGGGUAAAGAUAGACUAAAUGAGAUAGAUUUCCGACUUUUUGACGAGUGGUGGAGUGGGAGAUCAGAGUUGUGCGAAAAGCUUUUGAUAGAGCAGCUGUUGGAGAAAGAUGUUGGAUUCGAUCCACUUCCGCCAUCCUAUAUUCAUGGUUGCCGUGCUAUUAAAAGGAGGCGAGAAAAGAUAAGAGCAGCUAAGAAGCGUAUCAAUACCAUUGUGAAUCCCCCUAUCCGAAGUUCCAGUAAUGCUGUUAUGCGUAGUGAUUUGGGUGCUCAAUCCUGCUGUAAUGAAGAUUCUAGUAUACCAGAUCGUGUUAAAAGCAGUAAGAAGAGGAAGAAACAGCCUGAUAGUAUAGAUUGGGAAGAUUUUAUCAUUGAGACACUCCUGUUGCAUCAGGUGAAAGAGGAGGAAAUCGAGAAGGGCCAUUACAAUGCCUUGUUAGGCUUGUAUGUCUUUAAAUCUGGUUUGAUCUGAAAGGCUCUGUUUAGUUUCAUUCAGGCACUUAGUUGUGCUUGACUUUACGGGGUUAGUAAUUGUUAGAUAGUAGACCAUUUUUGGAGUAAAGUGUAUAUCAACUAGACGAUAUUGUAUAUGGUUCAAGGGAGCUUACCUGAUGAGCUAGUGUAUCCAAUUUAUAUAAAGAUUAUACAUAUACACUAUGAUUCAUUCA
This is a messenger RNA of Beta vulgaris subsp. vulgaris (sugar beet), 1895 nucleotides long. RefSeq lists its product as hypothetical. Gene Ontology annotation, biological process: transcription by RNA polymerase III; transcription preinitiation complex assembly; DNA-templated transcription initiation. Lineage: Eukaryota; Viridiplantae; Streptophyta; Magnoliopsida; Caryophyllales; Amaranthaceae. The record is from RefSeq and is a predicted model, not a curated record. The transcript has a single exon. The coding region runs from base 74 to 1699 and encodes 541 amino acids. Gene Ontology annotation, cellular component: transcription factor TFIIIB complex; transcription preinitiation complex; nucleus. Gene Ontology annotation, molecular function: RNA polymerase III general transcription initiation factor activity; RNA polymerase III type 3 promoter sequence-specific DNA binding.